AUUACAGUCAUGAAGUAGCAACGAGAAUAAUUCGAUGAUUGGGUCACAACAGGAGGAGCUGUAUUUAAAGGGCCAGAAGGUUGAGAAGCACUGUCAGCUAGGGGGCUCUCAGUUCCCUUGCCAUGCCUUAGCCCUGCGACCUGGGCAGCCCCUCGACCCUCCUGUGGAUGCUGCUGCAUCGACGACAUGAGACAGGAAUAAAAAACGUGGAAUGCCCGUUUGUGAGGACCGCGCGAGGGAAGGCAGAGAAUUUGUAGUCCGAUGCCUAGAAUGAAAAAGUUGAUAUGUCUAGAUUCCCUGUUGAAAAUAUUAGAAAUUUCAGUAUCAUUGCACAUGUGGAUCAUGGCAAAAGUACUUUAGCUGACAGGCUCCUGGAAUUAACAGGGACAAUUGAUAAAACAAAGAAUAAUAAGCAAGUUCUUGAUAAAUUGCAAGUGGAACGAGAAAGAGGAAUCACUGUUAAAGCACAGACAGCAUCUCUUUUCUAUAAUAAUGAAGGAAAACAGUAUCUUUUAAAUCUCAUCGACACACCAGGCCAUGUUGAUUUUAGUUAUGAAGUAUCCAGGUCACUGUCUGCUUGCCAGGGUGUUUUACUGGUGGUUGAUGCAAAUGAGGGUAUUCAAGCCCAAACUGUAGCAAACUUCUUUCUUGCCUUUGAAGCACAACUAUCGGUAAUUCCAGUUAUAAACAAGAUAGAUUUGAAGAAUGCUGAUCCUGAAAGGGUUGUAAAACAAAUUGAAAAGGUGUUUGAUAUUCCUAGUGAUGAAUGCAUUAAGAUUUCUGCUAAACUGGGAACAAAUGUUGAAAGUGUUCUUCAGGCAGUCAUCGAAAGAAUACCCCCUCCUAAAGUGCAUCGCAACAGUCCCCUGAGAGCUUUGGUAUUUGACUCCACCUUUGACCAGUAUAGGGGUGUGAUAGCCAAUGUAGCAUUAUUUGAUGGAGUGGUUUCAAAAGGAGAUAAAAUUGUAUCUGCACAUACUCAAAAGACAUAUGAAGUUAAUGAAGUAGGAGUUCUGAAUCCUAAUGAGCAGCCAACUCAUAAACUAUAUGCAGGACAGGUGGGCUAUCUGAUUGCUGGGAUGAAAGAUGUCACUGAAGCACAAAUAGGAGAUACAUUAUAUUUACAUAAGCAACCAGUGGAGCCCUUGCCUGGGUUUAAAUCAGCGAAACCAAUGGUAUUUGCAGGAAUGUACCCUGUGGAUCAGUCUGAAUAUAAUAACCUGAAGAGUGCUAUAGAAAAAUUGACCUUAAAUGAUUCCAGUGUGACAGUUCAUCGGGAUAGUAGCCUUGCCCUAGGUGCUGGCUGGAGAUUGGGGUUUCUCGGACUUUUGCAUAUGGAAGUUUUCAACCAGCGACUAGAGCAAGAAUAUAAUGCUUCUGUUAUUUUGACAACUCCUACUGUUCCAUAUAAAGCUGUUCUUUCAUCAGCAAAAUUGAUAAAGGAAUACAGAGAAAAGGAAAUUACAAUAAUCAAUCCUGCACAGUUCCCUGAUAAAUCAAAAGUAACAGAAUAUUUGGAGCCAGUUGUUUUGGGCACCAUUAUAACACCAGAUGAAUUUACUGGAAAAAUAAUGCUGCUUUGCCAGGCUCGAAGAGCAGUUCAGAAGAAUAUGGUGUUUAUUGAUCAAAACAGAGUUAUGCUUAAAUAUCUCUUACCUUUGAAUGAAAUUGUGGUGGAUUUUUAUGAUUCUUUGAAAUCCUUGUCUUCUGGAUAUGCUAGUUUUGAUUACGAAGAUGCAGGCUACCAGACUGCAGAACUUGUAAAAAUGGAUAUUCUACUGAAUGGAAAUAUUGUAGAGGAGCUGGUAACUAUUGUACACAAAGACAAGGCACAAACUGUUGGCAAAGCCAUAUGUGAACGUCUGAAGGAUUCUCUUCCUAGGCAGCUGUUUGAAAUAGCAAUCCAAGCUGCUAUUGGAAGUAAAAUCAUUGCAAGAGAAACUGUGAAAGCCUAUAGGAAAAAUGUUUUGGCAAAAUGUUAUGGUGGUGACAUUACCCGGAAAAUGAAGCUUUUAAAGAGACAAGCAGAAGGAAAGAAAAAACUGAGGAAAGUUGGCAACAUAGAAGUUCCUAAAGAUGCUUUUAUAAAAGUUCUGAAGACACAAACUGAUAAAUAAUUGGUGUGAAAAUAUAAGGAAUUUUUUUUAAUUAAAAGUUGUGUGUCCUUUAGUUUUUCUUGUAAGUUUGUAAUAUGUUGACAACAGAAUGAAAAUUAUAAAAUUUGCUUGUUACUUUCAGGGUUUUCAGAUAUAACCAUUUGGCUUUUCUUUGAACAGUACUGGUAAGUGGAUAAGAGCUUGGACUCUGAAGGCAUAUCGUCUGGUUUCAAAUUUCUGUUCCACCACUUACUAGCAAGGUAAAUUACUUACCUCUCUUAGUCUGUUUACUCUUUAGUAAGAUCAGGUUAAACUAUACUUACCUCUGUAGGUUGUUAAAUGAGGUAAUAUGGUGGAAAUACUCAGAAGAAUGCAUGGCACAUAGUAAGUGCUCAGUGAAUCGUACCUAUUUUGUUUUCAUGCACACUUUUUCUGACACUAAGAAGGCCCCAUACUUAAAAAUCGGUCUAAUUCAAGACCAUGGUAGAAAUAUUUUCAAAAUCACCAAAAGUAUCAAUUUGUUGUUAGCUGGAUAAAUUCAGGUGAUAUAUGAGUCAGUUAUUAAGUAAAGUCACAUAACAUACUAUCUAGAUGUGCUCUAGUUUUUGAUAAAAUUUUUGACACUGGAUUGUUUAUGUACAGGGUGAGGCAAAGAAGGUUUACAGUUUUUAUGGAAAAUAAUACCAUAAUUAUAAAUAACGAGGCCCAAUGCAUAAAAUUCAUGCAAGAGUAGGCCUUCCUUCCCCUGGCUGCCGGCACCCGCUUCCCUCUGGCACCCCUGGGACCCAGGCUUCCCUCGCAGCCCUGGCUUUGUCCAGAAGGUCGUCCAAAGGAUGUCCGGUCUAAUUAGCAUAUUAUGCUUUUAUUAUAGAUAACAAGAAUAAACUAUUUCACAUAAUCACAACUGUAAACCUAUUUUUGCCCCACACUGUAUACAUCUAAGUUAAAAUAAGGGUAGGGCUGUCUUAUUUUUGAUCAUUGAAAUGCAGUUGUGCAAAGUCAUAGGGGUUUGGUAUCAGCAGCAGCUGUUAUUAAUGGCAGUUUAAUAAUUAUUGUCUAGAUUUCAUAAUUGAGACUGAGCUUUAUUGCUUAGUAACUUACUUGAGGUCACACAGGUGGUAAAUGGCCAUCUUACUUCAAAGCAUGUUUCUUGACUACCAUGUUUACUCAGUCAAUGAACAAACCAGAGGGCAGAUUAUAUUACUGUAGGUAAACUACAGUCGGACCCUUAACAAUGCAAGGGUUAGAGGCACUGAUCGCCUGCAAUCAAAAAUCCAUGCUUAAUUUAAAUUGGCUCUCUGUAUAUGCAGGUUCCAAUGCGUUUAACUGGGAGGGUUAGUUGAACUGUACAGGCUAAUUGAAAAAAUCUGCUUAUAAGUGAACCUACCCAGUUCAAACCCAGGUUAAGAGUCACAUGUAAUUUAGCUAUUGAUUUUUGUCCUCUUCCUUGACUGAAUUGGAUGAGGUAAAUAUCUUUGAGGGAUAAGACUAUCAAUUUAUACCAUGGUUAUUACAUGAUAAUUUUAAGGUAGUGGGGAUUUACUUAAAAUUGUAUAUAAGGGUUAAAAUAACUUGUGAUUUAGUCCUAGUUAAAUUAGCUCAGAUAUCUCGCCUCUCCUUUCUAGCUCUAAUAAAAUAGGUGAAAUAUGAGACACAUGACAACAGUAUUUUGGAAAUGGCACUAUAUUUGAAACUAGAAAAGCAUUUAAAUACAGUUUAAACAAAAGUGUUUUCUAUUAUUAGGAAAAAGUUACAUGUUGUUAUUGGGCACAUAUUCUGCACCACAUAUCUAUUUGGUAUUUGUGCUUUAUUAGUAUGUUUUCAGUUUGGAUACAUUCGUUUCCUUUAACCUCUGACUCUUGAA
Molecule: messenger RNA, 3960 nt
Organism: Myotis daubentonii (Daubenton's bat)
Lineage: Eukaryota; Metazoa; Chordata; Mammalia; Chiroptera; Vespertilionidae
Gene: GUF1
Product: GTP binding elongation factor GUF1
Biological process (GO): positive regulation of translation
Cellular component (GO): mitochondrion
Molecular function (GO): mitochondrial ribosome binding; GTPase activity; GTP binding
Source: RefSeq, a predicted model, not a curated record